Molecule: messenger RNA, 828 nt
Organism: [Torrubiella] hemipterigena
Lineage: Eukaryota; Fungi; Ascomycota; Sordariomycetes; Hypocreales; Clavicipitaceae
Source: the annotation of a GenBank genome assembly
CCUCUCGCUCUAGUGUCUCUCCUCUUAGAUCAUCAUCACAAUUCCAUAAACCAGUCUCUUUGUCAAACAAACACACUUCCUUCCUUUUUCACAAUGAAGUUCUCUACUGUCCUCGCCUCCAUCGCCCUCGGCGCCUCUUCCGUCCUCGCUGCCCCCGCCGAGGAGGUCAACCACCUUGAGGCCCGCAACCUCCCCGGCCUCAACGCCGUCCAGACCAAGUACGCCAACGCCAUUAUCGCCGAGGCCAAGAAGGUCGGUGUCGGUGCCCACGGCUGCCAGGCUGCCAUUGCCACUGGUCUCGUCGAAUCCAGCAUCAUCAUGUACGCCAACAAGGGUGUCCCUGCCUCGCUCAACUACCCCCACGACCGCGUUGGCUCUGACCACGAUUCCAUUGGCAUCUUCCAGCAGCGCGCCUCCAUCUACAAGAACAUCAAGUGCGACAUGGACGCCGCCUGCUCUGCUGGCCAGUUCUUCACUGAGAUGAAGAAGGUCAAGGGCUGGCAGACAAUGGCUGUUGGUACCCUCUGCCAGAAGGUCCAGCGCUCUGCCUACCCCGACCGCUACGCUAAGCAGGUUGGCCUUGCAACCAAGGUCUGCAAAGCCGGUGGCUUGUAAAAUCAUCAAAACUCUUGGAUAGAUCUGUUCGCGUAUAUAUUUGUUGUAUAAUGAAACUAAAUUGUCUACUACAAUCUCCUUGCCCAACAAUACCACAAUGUGAUUGAACCGCCGCCAAAUAUCAUUGGGUGCUGUUCAAUAAAUAGAUAAGCUAAAAACCAACCUAGUUUCUAAUUGAAUUGCUUUUGAAAGUUAAUUUUCACUUCUUUUGGC